Messenger RNA from Trifolium pratense (red clover), 1686 nucleotides. RefSeq names its product zinc finger protein ZAT9-like. Lineage: Eukaryota; Viridiplantae; Streptophyta; Magnoliopsida; Fabales; Fabaceae. The record is from RefSeq and is a predicted model, not a curated record. The transcript has a single exon. The coding region runs from base 112 to 1515 and encodes 467 amino acids. Gene Ontology annotation, biological process: regulation of DNA-templated transcription.
GGUACUUAGGAGAAUAAAAAGGGGUUAAAGAUUGAAAAAACCAAUAAAAAGAAGAAAAGAUUGAGUGGAGAAUAAAUACAGAAACGGGCAAGGCUGGCAUGUUAUUGUUACAUGUUCUUCUCUCACUUCCUGCAUGUCCAUCUUCAAUUAAAUAACAAUAAAUUCUAUUUUAAAUUCAUUCAGGUUUCACUCUUUAUGUUUUUCUUACGUUUAUUUUUUAUAAAUUUUUUUGACCUUAGUGAAGAGGAAUGCUUGUCACCUACUCCUUUUAUAGUUUCCACUCUCUCUUCUCUUUCUCUCUCAAAACAAAACCAAAUCUUCAUAUUAAUCAAAUUUAACUCUGUUUUUAUUUUUCCUCUGUUUCUUCUUCCUUUGUUUUUUGUGUUUCAUUUUAUUAUUAUUAUUGUUAUGGAUAAAUAUAAGUGCAAACUUUGCUAUAGAAGCUUCAACAAUGGAAGAGCAUUGGGUGGUCACAUGAGAUCCCACAUGAUGAAUCUUCUUGUUACGAAACCAGAAGAAGAUUCAUCACGAAUGAUUCAACUUAGUUUUGAAGCUGAAUCAGCACCAUCUUCAUCGUCAUCAGAAGAUGAUGAUGACGAUGAAAAGGGUCUUAGUUAUGGCCUUAGAGAAAAUCCAAAGAGAAGCAUUCGUCUCGUGGAUCAAGACUUUUCUUUUCCACAAGUUGAUACAAGUUCCGUGAUUCUUCAAGAUAUUGAAAGCGAAACGGAAUCGUCCAAGAACAACCCAACUCGCAGAAGAUCCAAAAGGGUAUGGAAAAUUCGUGAGUUUGAUCAGAAGUAUUACGGUGAAUCUGCUAUGAAAAAAGUUAGAUUUUUUAAUAAAACAAUAUCUUCUGUUGUUGAUCAUGAACCAGUUAGUUCAGUUUCUGAUACAACAACCGAAGAAGAUGUUGCAUUUUGUCUUAUGCAAUUGUCUAGAGACAAUUGGAAUAGACAAAGUGAACAAUAUGAAGAGCCAGAAGAAGACGACGAAGAAGAAAUAGAGUAUGAUGAAGAUGAAGACGAAGAAGCUGAAGAAGAAGAGGAAGAAGAAGAAGAAGAAGAAAUCGAAAGAUCUUUAGAAGAUAGCGAUGAAUCUCAAGAGCUAAUUAAAGUUAGCAAGAAUAACAAUAAAGUACGUAAAGGAAGGUACAAAUGUGAAACAUGUAAUAAAGUAUUCAAAUCUUAUCAAGCAUUGGGUGGUCAUAGAGCAAGUCACAAGAAGAUUAAAUUGAACAUAACAGUCGAAGAAUCGCAACCGGAAUACGAAGUUGUUGAAAAGAAAAUUCACGAAUGUCCGGUUUGUUUUCGAGUAUUUAAUUCCGGUCAAGCACUUGGUGGACACAAAAGAACACAUGUUAUUCAUGGAUCAACAACAACAGUUCCAAUUUUCAGCUCAAAAAAAGUUGCAAAAAGUGUUAUAGAUCUUAAUCUUCCUGCUCCAAUUGAUGAUGAUGAAGUUAGUCAAAUUGAAAAUUCUGCUGUUUCAGAUGCAGAAUUUGUCAAAACUCGUUAGAACAUCAUGGAUGGUUUUUUUAAGUUUUGGUGCAUUGGUCACUUUAUGAUUCAAAAGGUAACAUUUUUUUUUUUUUUUUUUUCAUUUUUAAUAAUGUUCUGCAAAUUUUGUUAUACUUAUAUGGUUACUCUAUAUAAAAUUAUACUAUUAUUAAUAAUAAUAAUUCUUCAA